AACAUCAAGCUCGUCGUCUCCGCCGCCGGCCUCAUCCACGACAAGGACAAAGACAAGGACAAGGACCGGUCCCCGUCGUCUUCCUCGUCCGCGGCGGCCGCGGUGAUCAUGUCGAAAUCCAAGUCAGCGCCAGCCUCGGCAUCAUCGCCAUCGGCGGCAUCGACGUCAUCGUCGUCGUCGUCAUCAACAAGCAGCGGCACGGAGCGGCCAUUGAAGGUGCACCAGGCGGGGGGGAAGUCGAGCAAGGAGCUGACGGGGCUGUACCUGCGGCAGGAGGUGCGCGGCGCGCACGAGGGCUCCAUCUGGACCGUCAAGUUCAGCGCGGACGGCGGGCUCCUGGCCACCGGCGGCGAGGACCGCGCCGUGCGCGUCUGGCAGGUCGUCGUGGUGGACGCCGGCGCCGCGCCGGACCUCCUCCUCUUCCCCGGCGCCGGCGCCGCCGCGCAGCUGCCCCCGCUGGCGCCCACCGACGGCGGCUCCCUGGCGGCGGCGGCGCCCGGGCUGGCGGCGCAGCUGUCGAGGAAGGUGACCCGAUCAGGGCGCGGUGGCGGGAAGAGCGGCAGCGGCAAGCACGCGCUCCCGGAGCACGUCGUGGUGCCCGACUCCGUCUUCUCGCUCGCCGAGAACCCCCUCUGCGUCUUCCUCGGCCACGACGACGACGUGCUCGACCUCUCCUGGUCCAAGUCCCAGCAGAGGAGGCUGCUGUCGUCGUCGAUGGACAAGACGGUGAGGCUGUGGGACGUGGAGAGCAAGGCGUGCCUCAAGGUGUUCGCGCACAGCGACUACGUGACGAGCAUCCAGUUCAACCCGGCGGACGACGGCUACUUCAUCAGCGGAUCGCUCGACUGCAGGGUCCGGAUCUGGAGCGUCGCGGAGCGGCAGGUCGUCGACUGGAGCGACCUCAACGACAUGGUCACCGCCGCUUGCUACACCCCCGAUGGCCAGGCUGCCAUCGUUGGAUCACACAAGGGGUUCUGCCGAUUCUACAAGACAAGAGAUUGCAAGCUGAACCAGGAGGCACAGAUCGACAUGAGCAUAUCCAAGAAGCGCAAGUCGCAGGCCAAGAAGAUCACCGGAUUCCAGUUUGCGCCGGGGAACCCGUCGGAGAUGCUGGUGACGUCGGCGGACUCGCAGAUCCGGGUGUUCAACGGCAUCACCGUGCUCCAGAAAUUCAAAGGGUUCAAGAACACCAGCAGCCAGAUCUCAGCGUCCUACACGGGCGACGGCCGCUACGUCGUCUGCGCCAGCGAGGACUCCCACGUCUACGUCUGGCGCCGCGCCGCCUUUGCCGGCGCCGGCGCCGGAGGGGUCGGCGUCAAGGCCAAGACCUGGCUCACCAGCCGCUGCUGCGAGUACUUCUUCUGCAGGGACGUCUCGGCCGCCGUGCCCUGGCCAGGCGCCGGCGGGUCGUCCCCUUCACCCCCGGCGGCGUCUUCGUUCCGCCGCGACGGCGACCGCUCGGGUUCUUCGAGCUCGUGCCAUGGCGGCAAGGUGGGCGGCGGCGAGGUGCCGCCGUUGCCGCUGCGGCCCAAGUCCGGGCCCAUGGGGUACCCGGGCGGCGGAGAGGCGCUGCGGAGGGGCGCGUCGUCGCGCGCCGGUGCGGCGGACGCGUGGGGGAUGGUGGUGGUGGCCGCGAGCCUGGGCGGCGAGAUCAGGGUGUACCAGAACUUCGGGAUGCCGCUCGGGAUCAGGGGCCAGAGCAAUCUCUUCCACUAG
Molecule: messenger RNA, 1716 nt
Organism: Brachypodium distachyon (stiff brome)
Lineage: Eukaryota; Viridiplantae; Streptophyta; Magnoliopsida; Poales; Poaceae
Product: WD repeat-containing protein 44
Exons: 6
Coding region: 109-1716 (535 amino acids)
Molecular function (GO): protein binding
Source: RefSeq, a predicted model, not a curated record